ACGGCAAUGAAUAGUAAUAUUAAAAUUGUCCGUUCUCUCGUGCAAGAGCUGCGUCGAGUUUCACAGACUAAAAAUACGAAAGAGAACGCAAUGUUACAUUAUGUCAUGGAACAAGCACAUGCCCAUAAAGAAACCUCUGAAGUUUUAUGUAAAGCGCGAGAAGAAUUAAAGAAUUUAGCAGAGAUGUAUCUUUGCUACUUGAAGUCUCAGCAAGCAUGUAAGGAUAUUCAUAAACAAUACGGUGGUAAAGGUGAACGUAGCAUAAAGGAAACUGCGGAUCUCGUAGGUUUUAAAUUACCUCAUGAUCCAAAAUAAAAUUUAUGGAUCAAAAUAGAAAUUUUUUAACUAUUGUUAGUGAUACGAGUAUUUGUACUUUGUACUAUACCUAUCUGUAUUUAUUGUACUUCCAUAAAGAUAAUUUAAAUAGUAAAUUUUAUUAAAGA
This is a messenger RNA of Mycetomoellerius zeteki, 443 nucleotides long. RefSeq names its product UPF0562 protein C7orf55. The record is from RefSeq and is a predicted model, not a curated record. The coding region runs from base 7 to 315 and encodes 102 amino acids. The transcript has a single exon. NCBI's taxonomy places the organism in Eukaryota, Metazoa, Arthropoda, Insecta, Hymenoptera, Formicidae. Gene Ontology annotation, cellular component: mitochondrion.